Clarias gariepinus (North African catfish) is the source of this 1998-nucleotide messenger RNA. It is a transcript of the gene rer1, whose product is annotated as retention in endoplasmic reticulum sorting receptor 1. NCBI's taxonomy places the organism in Eukaryota, Metazoa, Chordata, Actinopteri, Siluriformes, Clariidae. Gene Ontology annotation, cellular component: Golgi membrane. Gene Ontology annotation, biological process: protein retention in ER lumen; retrograde vesicle-mediated transport, Golgi to endoplasmic reticulum. The record is from RefSeq and is a predicted model, not a curated record. Bases 94 to 684 code for a protein of 196 amino acids. The transcript is spliced from 7 exons.
CGGAAGUACUGACGUGUUCACACUGGAGUAGCGCGAGCGGCGGUCAGGCAGCCGAGAGUGACACAGCGGCAGCAACCGGUCAGAAAAGACAGAAUGUCAGAAGGAGACAGUUCUGCUGAAACCAUUCAUGGGAAGCCAUCCGCCAUAUCCAGCUUCUUCACACGUCUUGGACAGAUCUACCAGUCAUGGUUGGACAAGUCCACGCCGUUCUCUGCGGUACGAUGGGCAGUCACGCUCAUCCUUACAGCGAUAUACAUGAUCAGAGUGUACAUACUACAGGGGUGGUACAUAGUCACAUACGCUCUUGGAAUCUACCAUCUCAAUUUGUUUAUUGCUUUUCUGUCGCCAAAAGUGGACCCAUCAUUGCUUGACGACCCAGAUGACGGUCCAUCACUUCCCACGAAGCAGAACGAGGAGUUCCGGCCAUUCAUCAGACGGCUGCCGGAAUUUAAAUUCUGGCAUUCUGCUACAAAAGGCAUCGUCAUCGCUAUGAUUUGCACGUUCUUUGAAGCCUUCAACGUACCAGUGUUCUGGCCUAUCCUCGUGAUGUACUUCAUAAUGCUCUUCUGCAUCACCAUGAAGCGUCAGAUCAAGCAUAUGAUUAAGUAUAGGUACCUCCCCUUCACACAUGGGAAGAGGACAUACAGAGGCAAGGAAGACACAGGGAAAACCUUUGCUAGUUAAAAUCCCUCCCUUUCCUCCACUCACAUUAAAGUUAUUGAUGAAGAAUGGUGCGUACAGGGGUUGAAGUUUUGUAAGGGUUCCUGUUUUUGUUUUUGACGUUUUUGUCGGGAUGCAAAAAAAAAAAAAAAAAAAAAUUGCAAAAAAGGUAGGCUUACUGGAAAAGAGUUUUGAUCCAUGAUGACAGUGUUGGGUGUUUUGUUUAAUAAAUAUUGCUGCCUUCGAGGAGUGAAAAAUGCAUGGAGUUUGGGUCUCAGCAUGACUCACGCAAAGUUUACGGAUUAGUAUGGUGUCUAACUUGGUCUGAUAGUGAGUUGGAAAGCUGGGUCUAUGAUGAUGCUAAUGACAAGCUCUAGAACUUGGAGCUUUUUCAUCAUCGUUCCCCCUCCACUUUUAUCAAGUCAUACUUUAAAGUGUGGAAUGUGGUUUCAUUCCUUAUUCUGUGAUCGUUUGGUGGAAAUUUAAGAUAAUAAGAGCCAGAUUUUCAUCAGCAUCCAGAAAGCUCUCACGAAACACCCGGUCAUUCCCAGACAUCUGCACUGAAGUACUUUUUCUAAGCAACUAAAAAGAUUCAGUAUUUAGAUGCAAAACAGCAAGGUGUUUUGACACUAGUGCCCAUCAUGGAUUCACCACGUGAUUUUUGCCUUUAUUUUCUUGAAUGUGCAUUCUCUAUUUUUUUUUGUGUACAUAUACUUUGUGCCUAGUAACAUCCCUUCUAGCAGCUUUUAAUUUAUUCUCACGUAGUAAAAUCCCCCUGAUCAUUAAGCUGAACUGUAAUUUGAUGCUUAAUAGAACUAGCUGUACAUUGUAAGUUACAUCAUGCAAAACAAAACUCUUUUUCUUUCUCUCUCUUCUUUUUCAGAGGAAACAUAAGAGUCUUGAGGGCUUUAAAAAAUGUAAGAAAUCGAUGGAGAGAGUUGACAUUUUUCUUUUAAUUUCAUUAUUCUGGACCCUAACUGCUAAUACAUAUAUAUAGAAAGAGUUUUUUUUCAGCACUGUAGGUGAGGAUCAAAAAAAAUUUCCUAUUAAUGUGCAUAAUGUUUUACGGGGGUUUAUAUAUAAAAAUAUAUAUAUGUAUAUUUUAAAGGGUAAACUGAAAUUAUUUUGGAUGUUCUUUUUCUUUAGACAUGUGAUUCCAGGUGUUAAUUUUGACAUUAAAUGAAAAUAUACAUGAAUUGGAUACUAGAUCUAUAAAUAUCUCAUUAAAGGCAUUGCAUGUCUUUGGUUUACUUGUGUUACUGUUUAAAAUAAAAUGAUUUUAAUAACUACACUGUAAAUUUUUCACUCCAAAUGCUAUUAAAAGGCUGUGUCCCUUCA